Molecule: messenger RNA, 709 nt
Organism: Aspergillus uvarum CBS 121591
Lineage: Eukaryota; Fungi; Ascomycota; Eurotiomycetes; Eurotiales; Aspergillaceae
Product: Dabb family protein
Exons: 4
Coding region: 1-498 (165 amino acids)
Source: RefSeq, a predicted model, not a curated record
AUGAAGUCUAAUGCCUGUGGCUUAUGCCCACAGUGUGACUUGACGCUGCAGUCCAGGCUUAUCCAUUCCCCUCUUCAACAACAACAACAACAACAACAACAACAACAACAACAACAACAACAACAACAACAACAACAACAACAACCUCUGAAACUCCAACCAGACAAUAUGAUCACCCACAUCGUGCAACUGCAAUUCAAGUCUUCAACCAACCCCGGCCGGGUCGAAGAAGUAUGCAGCAAUCUGGUCGCGCUGAAGGACAAGUGUCUUCAUCCGACCAGCCAGACGACAUACAUCAAGUCCUUCCGAGCCGGGAAACAGAACUCGCCCGAGGGUUUGCACAACGGCAUCACUCAUGUGUUCGUCAUGGAGUUCGAGUCCGAGGAAGACCGCGAGUACUACCUGAACAAGGAUCCCGACCAUCUGGCCUUCGUCAAGGGUCUGGGCGGGGAUAUUGAGAAGGUGCAGGUGGUCGACUUUACAAACGGCGUCUUUUAGAUUCAGUUGCCCCGCCCGCCGCGCGCGCGGGCCGCGCGGGCCAUCUCCCGGCUUACUACUGUGCCAUUUGAGGUGGGACAAGGUAACUUAGAGGUGUUGACUGCACGGACUGCAGUCACCCGACCUGGGCUUGUAAAUAGGUGAUUCUCGGGCAAGGGUUGAUAAGCAAAUUUAUGUUUCGCUGACAUCUCAGUCUUCGAGUGGGUUGAAU